GAUCUCUGUUCAGAUAUCACGAACCAAAACUAUCUAAAUAUACGCAUAAAACAUGUUGCUCAUUAACUUUUCCAGAAUUGUAGCUAUAAUUAUUUUCUACCACUCUGUACCAUGUUUGUCUGACAAAAAUGAUAAACUAACAUCAAAAUUGAAUCUGAUACUGAACCUGUUCAUUAAAAACGCCUGUUCCUUGCAUAAUUUAAUCUCGGAAGACGAUACAUUAUUAUUUAACAAUUUUCUGUCCAAGUCUACCUCUAAUUUAAUUGAUCGUCUUAAUGCCACCCACCUUGGAAGAUAUAACUUUACUUGGCAACUACUCAAUCAAGAUAAGUUAUCUCGCCUCAAUGGCCUUUCCAGCGCAAAGUUUAGUGGAAGUUGCCACGUAAUGUUGUUUCACUUGGAUCAAGCUCUGAGAAAUUACAGCGUUGUGAACAGGUUACUGGAUGGCCUAGUUGUAGCGAAAGAAAAUCCGAAUUACAUUCUCUUUAUCGCAGGAAGUUCUUCAUGGGUCCCUCUGGCAUUUAACUUGUACUUGGGCUUAGUAUAUUACACGCUCGAUUCAAAAUUCAUGUUCGUUACUAAAAAUUUCGGCUUGCAUUUGUUAUGCAAUCACUGCUUUACUGUGGCCCAGGUAUUGUCCAAGGGGAAUUUGAGAUUUGAUCCUGAAAAGAUAACCGACUUGGAUGAGAUUCAUGUUAAAUGGUACAAAGUUCACAAAAAUCUCGAUUGGGGGAUCUUAAACCUUGCCCGCGUCCCUUUGUGGCGUCAAUUAAAUGGAUCUUGUAGUUUUUAUAAAGCUAGACUUGACACACCUGCCGAGGAUUGUACACUUCUGGAAAUGAAGCUACGCUUCAACUUUUCGAUUUAUGGUGACGGUUCUGGGAUGGACAAAGGCAAAAAAAUUGUUGGAGGAAUAUUUCACGGCUACAUUUCCAGUGCUGGGUUCAAUCGCGACAAGUUUCUCGCUGUUUCUGUCAUGAAACAUAUUUGGAUACCGUACGGUUGCACGUACAAACCGUACGUGCUCGUCACCCUGGUUGGAGAAUCCAGCAUGAAUUUUCUUACCUUGUUGCAACCACUUGAUCGCUACUGUUGGAUCGGUUUAAUCAUUUCAUACCUUUCGAUUACACUGAUGAUUUUCAACGUUUUCAAGAUGGGAGUCAUGAAAUUAGAUAACGAUUCUUGGCAUGACCGAAUUUAUAAGGGUGACAUCCAUGCACUUAGAAGUGUUGGGUUUUGGGGUAUAUCUGUCUUUUUGGAGCAGAGUUCACACCAUCUCUUAAAAAGGUUUCAAUGGUCGUGGAUCGCAGCGUCAUGCUGUUCCUGUUGGCUCCUAGUAUCCUUCAUUCUAAGUAAUGGCUACAAAGGUGAUCUAUUUUCGAGCAUGGCAUCCCAACGUCUUCCUGCAGUCCCUGACUCUAUCCCAGAUUUAGUAACGCAUUACAAUCUCCCGGUCCUGACCACGACGAAGCACUAUUUGGACGGGAAAUACGCCCACCCAACCUUGAAGGAUAUUGUGCUCAUCGACAUGGCCGAGGGGCUGAUCGCGGCACAACAAAGUCUGCAUAUGCAAUUGCGAGACAGGCUUGUGUUCAUAAAUGGCACAGACGCUGCGCUCAUCGCCAACAUCAGUAGGGGCAUUGGAGUUAAAAGUGACCUAGGGCAUUUGCUGGAGAUUACAGAGGACUUUGCUCUCGUCAGCUCUGAAUAUGAUGCCAAGAGAUUUUCCAUUCUGGCUCGUCGUUUCACAAAGUUUAUCCCAAUCCAAAACCCAAACCAAGUGAGUCCUUACAUAACAAGAGUGCCUUGGUACGGUUACCGAAACUUUUUCACGACCAUUUUCAUCCCUGCGCUUGGCUCCCUGGUGGAGAGUGGAAUUUACGAGAGGUGGGUGAAGUACAAAGAACUUCUCACCAUGAUUCUGUCAUUGUACGAAGUGGAUGACAAGAUUAGUCGCCGAAAUGAACUAAGUUAUAAGACACAAUCCAAUAACUCAAUUUCUAAUGACCGAAAGGUGACCUCUACGAGUAGUAGACCCAAUUUUUACGCAAUGGCUACGCUAGUUCCGAGGGGGGAACAUCGCAAAUUGGGAAAGUCCGUCUUAAAAGGAGUGUCCUUCCAAAAUGUCAAGAUUGCCCUUAUUCUAUAUUUCUUUUGUUGCUCUCUAGGAGCUCUUGCAUUUUUGGUUGAAAUUCCAUUCAAUCGAUGGCUUGUUGUCAAAAAAGAUUCUCCAUUGAUGAGAAAGCACUUUAGAAAUCAAAGGCGUACAAGUAUACUCCACUGUUAUUAUUAAUUGUCGUAUCUAUACGUAUUUAUGUAAGCCCUGUCAUAAUAAAGCGGUUUUCUGCUUGUAA
Folsomia candida is the source of this 2354-nucleotide messenger RNA. RefSeq lists its product as uncharacterized. The coding region runs from base 53 to 2293 and encodes 746 amino acids. Lineage: Eukaryota; Metazoa; Arthropoda; Collembola; Entomobryomorpha; Isotomidae. The transcript is spliced from 6 exons. The record is from RefSeq and is a predicted model, not a curated record.